This is a messenger RNA of Talaromyces amestolkiae, 1119 nucleotides long. RefSeq lists its product as uncharacterized. The record is from RefSeq and is a predicted model, not a curated record. Gene Ontology annotation, biological process: proteolysis. The transcript has 2 exons. Gene Ontology annotation, molecular function: aspartic-type endopeptidase activity. NCBI's taxonomy places the organism in Eukaryota, Fungi, Ascomycota, Eurotiomycetes, Eurotiales, Trichocomaceae. The coding region runs from base 1 to 1119 and encodes 372 amino acids.
AUGGGUAUGAUAAAUUCAACCCCUCGAUGCAAGUUCAUCAAUAACAUGAGCAGCCUGAUCGGCUUGAUUGAAAUAGGCUCACCGGGACAAAUCGUGGAUGUGCAGUUCGAUACUACAUUUAGCGGAGUUCUAGUCCAGUCAACCUUUGAGGGACCAGCGAUAGGUGGUAGUCCAGUGUAUAACUGCAGCGCAUCCACGUCGUGCGUGCUGAUUGUCCGACAAGACAACUAUGAUCUCCCUAUCCAAGAGUACCAGUUCGGGGAUGGCGUUGUGGCUUGGGCGAAUCCUGGGACUGAGACUUUCAAUGUUGGCGGGGKACUUUAUCCCGAUAUUGGCUUUGGCCAGCUCCACGAUUAUGAUCUUAUGAAUAGUGGUCAGAGUCUGCCUUUUGGUGGAGCAAGUGGUGUUAUUGGUUUCAACGUAAACCCGUUGCAGGCUUCUGGACAAGCUGGUUUUAUGUCUGCGAUCAGCGAUCAAGUGACAGAAUGGAAACGUUCCAUUGACUUGUUCCGUGAAAGGAACAAUGGCACGUGGACUUUAGGACUCCCUAAUAAUUUAGGCAAUGCCGCUGAUAUCGCGUGGGUGACACGGAAUGAUAAUCAACCCACAUGGAGUGUCAAUAUCACUGCAAUAUCGGCCGGUAAGAUGGGGACGCCUCCAAUUUCGACGUGGUCUGCAACUAUUUCGACUCAAGAACAGUCAUUCGUUUGGCCGCAGAAGCUCUUAGACUGGUAUUUUACGGGAAUCGACGCUACUUGGUCUGCGGCAGACAAUACAUAUCGCUAUCCAUGCAAUACAACCCUGCCUGACUUCACCUUCCGCCUUGGCAAUGGCACGUUUACGAUUCCGAGUACUUAUAUGCCAUAUCAGCGCGAUAUUACCGGUACCACAUGUAUUACGAUAGCCACAGGAGACAACUCCACAGAGUCAAACCAUGAAUAUUCUUUUGGUACUUGGUGGGCGCAACUGGGGGUAUUGAUUCUUGACUACGAGAGUUCUCAGGUAGGAUUCAUGAAUAAGUCGUCACCUCUGCCAAUUUUUGACCUUUCGUCGCUUGAGGUGUCGCUACAGACCGCUUGCCGACAAUUAUUAAACUCUCCCUUCAUUCAUUCUGAAUAA